Messenger RNA from Cucumis sativus (cucumber), 1838 nucleotides. RefSeq names its product protein IQ-DOMAIN 14. The transcript is spliced from 3 exons. The record is from RefSeq and is a predicted model, not a curated record. Lineage: Eukaryota; Viridiplantae; Streptophyta; Magnoliopsida; Cucurbitales; Cucurbitaceae. Gene Ontology annotation, molecular function: protein binding. Bases 420 to 1577 code for a protein of 385 amino acids.
UGACAGUUUGCAUCUUUACUAUUCAAUGAGUACAUAUUGCUCCUGAAAGUGAGAGAAUUUUAGAACAACUUUCAUGAAACCUUCUUCUUCUUCUUCUCCUUCAUAACCUUUUUCUCUUUCUCUCUGUUUUUAAAUGGUGGGGUCUCGCUGCCCCUUCUUGAUAUUCGAACCGAUUUGAUCUGUGAACAAAGUGGGCAGCCUUUUUUUUGAAUUUCAGCAACUGGGUGAGUUCUUUCUUCUCAGCAUUACUCUCUCUUCUCCCUCCUUCAUUCAAUUUUAUUUUAACUUCAAUUCUUGUCUUUUUCUCUUCCUUCUUCUGUUCAUAUUUUGUUGAUCCCUACCUACCCUUUCUCCUCCUCUUUUUCUUUCAUUCUUUCACGAGGAUCUGUCAGAUUAUACCCUUUUUGAAUCCCUAAAGAAUGGGUAAAGCUACAAGGUGGUUGAGGGCCUUAUUGGGAAUGAAGAGAGAGAAGAAUUCCGAUGAGAAUUCAUACUUGCCCGCCGGAGAUAAAAAAGAGAAGAAUCGAUGGAGUUUCUCCAAAUCCGGAAAGGAAUUCACCGGAAAAGUUCAAAUGCUACCGCCACCGCCGCCGAGAAAAGCAGUGGCAGAUGCCGAUUGGCAGAGAUCUUAUCCUGCAGAGUCCGAGGAAGAUCGCAAUGACCAUGCGAUUGCGGUGGCCGCCGCUUCGGCAGUCGCUGCAGAUGCUGCCGUCGCGGCGGCCCAGGCGGCAGUGGCCGUUGUUAGACUUACGAAUCAAACUAGAGGAAGUGCUCUGCUCAAUGGAGGGAAAGAGAUUAUGGGUGUUGUUAAAAUUCAAAGCGUUUUCAGAGGAUUCUUGGCGAGAAAGGCGCUACGAGCAUUAAGAGGAUUAGUUAAAUUACAAGCUUUAGUAAGAGGAUUUCUCGUAAGAAAACGAGCCGCUGCAACAUUACAGAGCAUGCAAGCUUUAAUCAGAGCACAAACCACCGUCCGAUCACAACGUGCUCGUCGUCGUUCAUAUAACAAAGAGAACAAAUCCCAACCAGAGAAAUCCCCAGAGAAUGACAUCAGAUCCCUUUACUCCGACGAAACAGAACAUCCAAAAAUCGUGGAAAUGGACACAAUGUUCAAAAGACCCAAAUCAAGAUCCCGUCGAUUCAACAGCUUGGUGUCGGAGCUGGGGGAAGAGCGGCCAUCGCCAUACUUAUGGACAAUGGCAUCGCCGGCGAGAAUAUCAGGAGGGGAGUGGUGUUUGGGGGGAGGAGAGGAAUAUGGGAGGAUGUCGACGGGGACGGCGCAGAGCACGCCAAGAGGAGGGAGGUGCCGGUGGGGGGCGGUGGCGACGCCGGGGAGGAGCGUGUACGGAGAAGGGUAUUAUCGUGGGUAUGGGAAUUAUUAUCCGAAUUACAUGGCGAGUACGAAAUCUUCAAAGGCGAAAUUGAGGUCUCGGAGUGCGCCGAAACAGAGGCCGGAGAUAUGGACGAAGAAGAGAGUGGCGUUGAAUGAGAUAAUGGGGGCGAGGAAUAGCAUUAGCAGUGUUAGGAUGCAGAGAAGCUGUAAUGGAAUUGAAGGAGAAGAAGGAUUUGAUGAAUUUUGAGGAUUUUCUUUUUCUUUCUUCUUUUUUUCUUUUGAGUGUUAAAAACAGAGUGUUCUUGUAAAUUCAGCAUUUCUUAAUGGAAGUUUAAUUUAUUUUAAAUUAUAAGUUUAGCUAGAAAGCCUACAUGUUUUUUGCUUUUUUAUUUUCGUAAUUAUGUUUAGCCUCAAAUCUUAGGGAUGCAUUCUAAUUUUUUAAACUUCUAGCUUUCUCAAAUUUGUAAUUUAAUCUUAAGCUUAUCAAUACAAUUUCUAUCCUGUCUUU